UCGUCAAAAACGAGGGAGGGUCAUCCAGACGGACCGCAGAGAACGACCAUCAUGAGGGGUGUUUUCCUGAUUGCAAGCUGUCUGCUGGCUUCGCUGGUGGUUGUCAGCCAUGCAGCGACUCUCAGACAGCACCAUAUGGUGCUGGUUGCAAACGCGGGCUGCAGCGGUGCGGGAGAGCCGUUCCCCAACCCUGAUGACUGCGGCAGCUUCCUGCAGUGCGAAGCAUCGGGCGUCGCAGCGGUCAAGCAGUGCCCCGCCAACCUGCACUUCAACGCGGAGCUCAAAGUGUGCGAUUACCCGUGGUCCGCCAACUGCAAGGAGGCGGACAGCUCGUCUUCGGACAGUUCUUCUCAAGAAGACGACGAUUCCUCAUCUGAAGAGGCAGACAAGGCCGUUGCUAAAGUCAGUAAGAAACUAGCGUCAGGUGCACCAGCAAAGAAACCGAAGGCCAUUGCUCUUCAUGCCUAAGAUUGGAUUACAUUUCUCCAUGCGCCACGUCUGACAAAGGUCUGAAUGACUCACGUACGUUCAACUAGUUCGCUUUUAUUGCUUGGUAGUAAAAAUUCACGAAAACAGUUCUGUGACAAAUGCAUCUCUUUCAUAAACCGACACCUUUUGACUUUCUGGACCAAUACGUCUGUGAUAAAAGACGACUGUAAGAACUAUAUGUCUCGUUCGACUCAAGCUUUUCAAAGCGGCUUACUGCUAACUUUGUUCACUUUUGACGUAACCUGUGCUGUGAGGAAAGCAGUAUAACAGGAAUAAAAGUUGCACCUAAGAAAUAUUAAUUUGGUAUGCGGUUAUUUACGUGGCUGUCUAUGUCAGAAGCCAAGAAAUAAGUAAAGAAUAAAACUACGGCCGUUAUUCAUGUGACACAAACAGAUUGACUGUUGUGCUAGAAUGUAGCUAUUAAAAUUGUAAUUUAGAAUGUAGUGAUCAGCAAUUAUUUGAAAUAAAUAUAA
Molecule: messenger RNA, 962 nt
Organism: Schistocerca nitens (vagrant locust)
Lineage: Eukaryota; Metazoa; Arthropoda; Insecta; Orthoptera; Acrididae
Product: probable chitinase 10
Exons: 3
Coding region: 52-468 (138 amino acids)
Cellular component (GO): extracellular region
Molecular function (GO): chitin binding
Source: RefSeq, a predicted model, not a curated record